Rhinolophus ferrumequinum (greater horseshoe bat) is the source of this 1407-nucleotide messenger RNA. It is a transcript of the gene MARCHF4, whose product is annotated as membrane associated ring-CH-type finger 4. Gene Ontology annotation, biological process: protein ubiquitination. Bases 1 to 789 code for a protein of 262 amino acids. The transcript is spliced from 4 exons. The record is from RefSeq and is a predicted model, not a curated record. Gene Ontology annotation, molecular function: ubiquitin-protein transferase activity; zinc ion binding. NCBI's taxonomy places the organism in Eukaryota, Metazoa, Chordata, Mammalia, Chiroptera, Rhinolophidae.
AUGGUGAAGAGUCGAGGUGAAGGCCUCUCCGAAACCCUAAACACAGGAAAAGAUGAUAGCCCUCCUCCCAAUGGGGAGCUGCUGAGCCCGUGCCGCUGCGAUGGCUCUGUUAAGUGCACGCACCAGCCUUGCCUCAUCAAGUGGAUCAGUGAGCGCGGCUGCUGGAGCUGUGAGCUGUGCUACUACAAGUACCACGUCAUCGCCAUAAGCACAAAGAACCCUCUGCAGUGGCAGGCCAUCUCUCUGACUGUCAUUGAGAAGGUGCAGAUCGCAGCUGCCAUCCUGGGUUCCCUCUUCCUCAUCGCCAGCAUCUCUUGGCUCAUCUGGUCGACCUUUAGUCCCUCAGCAAAAUGGCAGCGCCAAGACCUCCUCUUCCAGAUCUGCUACGGGAUGUAUGGCUUCAUGGACGUGGUGUGCAUAGGUCUCAUCAUCCACGAGGGACCCUCUGUGUACCGCAUCUUUAAACGGUGGCAGGCUGUCAACCAGCAGUGGAAGGUGCUGAACUAUGACAAGACAAAAGACCUGGAGGAUCAAAAGUCAGGAGGCAGGACAAACCCCCGGAACUCCUCACCCACCCAAGCCCAGGCCCCCUCCUCAGAAGAAGAGGCUGCGGGCACCCCUGCCCCUGAGGAAGGCCCUGCCCGGGCAGCCAGCCACCCCUCAGGCCCUCUGUCCGAUCACCACUGUGCUUACACCAUCCUGCACAUCUUGAGUCACUUCAGACCUCACGAGCAGCGGAGCCCCCAGGGCGGCAGCCGGGAGCUGGUCAUGAGGGUCACGACCGUGUGAGAGGAGAGACGUGGAAGGGAGGCCGUGACCACGCACAGGAGGGGAGGGUGGGAUGGGAUGCUGGUCUGGGGAGGCAAGGUGGCACCCAGGGGCCAGGGCAGAGGGCAGGCGGAGGGUGGGGGCCUUGAGGGGUCAGGGGGCAGAACGGGCUGGAGAGAGUGAGGCUGGUGCCAUGAGCAAUGUCGUGAUUCCCCAUCAGUCAAUACCAUUCUCCAACAAGAGCACUGAAAACCAAUACAAACUCAACAACCAAGUGCAAUACAGACGGAACCUAACAAAACACAAUGACGAAACCGCCCAGAUGUACCUGUGCGCAAAAAACACCUGGGAGAAGUGGGGGUUUCCGUGGGCGAAGCCAGCUGUCUGUUGGUGGUGGCCACGUGUGCACAUGUGGAGGAAGACAAAAUGCAAAGGGCGCAGGAAGGAGAAAAGUACGUGUGGCGUCGCCUGCCCGGUUUUACCCUUGAGUUUGUUCUGUUGUCUCCCUGGGCUGUGAUCCACUGGCAGUGUGGGCGGGAGGGAGAGGGACAGGUGUAAGCUGGCAGGGGUCACACAGAUUUUGCCGACCCUGGGCUCACCCUGGUGGGCAGGAUUUCUAACUCAGAUGGCUUUAGCAAC